AUGAAGUUCCAAAAAGAGGACACAAACGAAGGGUUAAAAUAUGAGAAAACUCUUACAUGUCCAUGUUCAAAUGUUACUAUACCUUAUAAUACUUUUAUUGAAAAUACAAUUGAAUUUCAUUCUGUUUGUUCAAGUAUUUUCAUACGUGAAGAAUGGAUUGAAGGAUUAUAUUUGAAAAAUCCCAGUCGAUAUGAAACAGGAGAUUUUCGAACAACUGCAUAUUCUCAGUUUCGAUUAUUAUCAAAUCUUUGUUCAUAUUCUAAAACUACUGUUCUUCAAAGUGAAAUUGAAUUCAAAAUAGAAAAUUUUCUCAAUAAUAUUCUUUUAACCGAGAAUGAACUUGAAGAUAAAGUCAAUGUUAUUAUUCAAUCUAUUCAAAAUAGUGCAAAAAAUCGAAUGAUUUCACUUUUAGACUAUAUAAGAGCAAUGAUUCGAGCGAAUUAUUUGGUAUCAGCUUUUUUUUUUAAUUAUGCAACAACUGUGAUCAAAUAUGAUCCUGUAGGUACGUGA
This is a messenger RNA of Adineta ricciae, 510 nucleotides long. The record is from the annotation of a GenBank genome assembly. NCBI's taxonomy places the organism in Eukaryota, Metazoa, Rotifera, Eurotatoria, Adinetida, Adinetidae.